Ruditapes philippinarum (Manila clam) is the source of this 8406-nucleotide messenger RNA. RefSeq names its product RING finger protein PFF0165c-like. The transcript is spliced from 2 exons. The record is from RefSeq and is a predicted model, not a curated record. Bases 8 to 3070 code for a protein of 1020 amino acids. NCBI's taxonomy places the organism in Eukaryota, Metazoa, Mollusca, Bivalvia, Venerida, Veneridae.
ACCCCUAAUGACUUACAUGAAGCAUAAAGGAGCACUGGGUGACAGUUUUGAAAUUCAAAAAAGUCCAUACUACAUAGAAAAUCCAUUUGCUCCAGAUAAAUCCAAGUCUGAAAAGAACGUUAUAGAUAUUUCUAGUCCUGGAUUUUUCUCUAGACCUGAACCGAAAAAAGAACCAGAAGAGGUAGACACAAGAUGUGCAGCAGAAAAACUUAUAGAGAAGAUAGAGAGUGGUAUAAAUAGGGUUGGAACUGUGGAGAAAGUUCAUCUUGGCAAAGAACCAUCUUCUCAAUCCCAGAAAACAGUAUUCCCUAAAAAUGGAUCUGGUGAAGACAAAUUUACUGUAGAAUCUUUAAUGUCAAUUCUAAAUAGCUCUAGUUCAGGGAAGAGUUUAGCCACUCCCACUCAGCAGCAGGGUAAACAGAAAACUUCAACACCAGGUAACCAGUCUGCCUUUGGUCUUGAAACUAGUCUAGGUCAAUUUGGUGAUUUUCAAAUUCAGCAUUCACUUUUAGAUAGCUUGUGUUCUGGACUGGUUCAAGCAUUAACACCAAAAGGAGUUUCAAUGACAAAGGAUGAGUAUGAUAAACUUCUGAACACACUAAAUGCAAUGGAUUCUGAAGAUGAAGAGGAUGAUCUAGUUGAAAAUGGUAUGAAUGAAAAUAAUGCAGCAUAUGAGGGGAUAAAGUGUAAUAUAGAUUUCUCUGAACUGGAGAAAGCCUCUACAGGUUUCAAAAACUUGAAUCAGAAACUUCUAUUAAAACCCAUUCAAAUUGACGAUGAAGACGUAAUGGCAAAAUUGUCAAAGUCAGCUAGGAAAAAAUUACGUAGAAGAGAGCGAAAAAGAGAGCAAGAGUUAGAAAGUAUAGCUCAGAUGAAAAAUGUUUCUAAAUCUAAAGGAAAGACGAAAAAUAUGACACCUGAACAGAGUUCAAGGAGAAAUUCAGUAAAAUCAAACAAUUCGGAUAGUAGCAGUUUGGAUAAAAAGAUGGAUAAAAGAAAAAACAAAAAAGAAAAUGGUGAUCAAAAUAUAUUACAGACAAAGAGUGAAAGGAAAGUUAAACUGGAUACACAAAGCGUUAACAAAACAAAUCUCAAAAACAAUGAUAAUUCUCCUAGCGUAAACAUGCCCAGAAAUAAAAAUUUGCUACCAGAUAAAGAUAAUAAAACCUUUGAAAAUCCACCUGAAGUAACAGAAGAAAACAAUCAAAUGUUAAAGAAGAAGAAAAAGAAGAAAAAAGUUAAGAAAGCUUCACCUGUAAUUGAUAUAUCAGCUGAUGAUAGUAUUCUUGAUUAUAAAAAGGUCAGCUCUUGUGCUGAAUACCUUAGAAAAGCAUUAGAAAACAACCAAAGAAAGUCAAGCGAGAAUAAAAUAAUCAAAGCCUCUCCAUUCAUGGAUGUAUCUGCAGAUGAUACUCUGCUUGAAUUGGAAGGACUUUCUUGUAAAGUUAUCGGAGAUGAGCUAGACUCUGAUCUAGAAAUCAAACUGAAAAAGAAAAAAAGACUAUCAAAGGAGAAAUUGUGUUCAAAGUAUGGAAUUAGUCAAACGUGUUCUUUAGACAAAGAGCCUGUCCUUUCUAUUAAUGAUAUGCUGAAAAAUGAAACUGAUCAUGCUGAAUCUGUUGAGUCUAGGGGUUGUAAAUGUGAAGGAAAUUUGGAGCAAAACGGUGAUGACAUUGAAAAGGUAAUUGACAAUAGUGAAAAAUUUGAUGGGCAUUCAGAGAAAGUAAUACAUGUUGAAGACACCGUAGAGAAAGAUUUAUGCCAAGUUAGAUCUCCUCCUGAAAAUGAAUUGGAUGAUGCUUUGAAUGUACAGAGCAGUGUAGAGUUUGUUCCUAAUGAAAUAGAAAUUGAUGGUAAUUUAGUUAAGGAUGAGAUUAAGGUAAAUAGCAGUGCAGCUAAAGAACUUAUCAGGGACUUUAAAUAUUUUGAUGAUGCUGAAGAUUCAUUGGGAAAAAGAAAUGACAUGGUUGUACCUGAAAUAUCUGAAAACAUACCAGAAAACAGGGUAGAUUUUCAGGUAUCACCUAAUGCUGUAGAUAAUGGAAGUGCAAAUAAAGAAGAAUCAAAGCAUGAAAAGGUGAACAUUGGAAAUAGCAAAAAAUCAAAAGAAAACAAAGAUAGAGACGAUGAUAGCGAUGGAUCUGAAAAUAUUGUAAAUGAUAUUGAAUCUUUGAAUGGAUAUGAUAAAGACAAUAGUGUUAUGCAUAAUGUGGUGCUUGACAAUUUAGAUACGGAUAAAACAGGAGAUACAAGAAAUGAUGCAAUGGGUUCUGUUGGAGAUGAAGAUGACAUUGUUGAAGGUAUAGAAAUUGCAAAUGAUUUUGUGGCUUUAAAUACAUAUCAUGAAAAUGGCAAAGAUUUGCAUGAUGUAGAUGUUGAUAGGGCUACCUCUGAUGAUGAUAAGGUUGAGAGGGUAAUUGAUGCAAGUAAUGAUGUAGUGGUGCUAAAUGGAAAAGAAAAUGCAAAUUGUGUCACUGAUAAAGCUUCUGCUGCUGAUAUUAAUAACAAAUGCAAUGGUAUGGAUAAUGAAUAUGAGGCAAAAUAUGGAACAGUUGUUGGUAAAAUGGAAAGCGAAAGCAAUGUAGAAGUUGAUGUUAGAUCUGAAAGUGAUACAGCUGCACUUUGUAUAAAUAAGGAUGUUAAAGAUCUUCAUAAAGUGAAGGUAGAAAUGAAUGAUCUGACUGCAUUGGGUACUGGCUUGAGUGUUUCAAAUCAUAUGAAUGACAUUGGUGCUUGUGUGAAUGGCAGGGUAGAAGAAAAUGUUCAACAUAUAAUAAAUCUUAAAAGUGACGUAAAUGGUGUGGAUAGAAAACAGACAUUUAGUUCUGAUUCAUCAGAUGAUGAGGUUGAAAUUAAAAACUUAAAUGGAGAAUUUAAGGAAGAAUUUACUAAAGACUUUGAGGUGGAACAGUUUAACCAAUUGACUUCUAGCAUUGAAAAUUUUGGAGAGAAUGACACAAGUUAUCCUGAGGUGUUCCAGAGUCCAGCUUGCUUGGCUGAUAGGUUAAAACUUCGACUUAGAAAAACUUCGACAAAAAACGUGCUGGAUGCUUUCACAAAUGGAAAAUGACUGUGUGUUUAGUAUUACCUCUACUUACUUUCUUUCAUUUUUAUAACUUUUGGUACAUUUUUUUUUCAUAUUUGUAUAGUAUCCUAGUUCAUAUUUCAUUUACAUUUUGUUUCUUUUUCUUUUUUAAGCAAAAAAGACAGCACCUUUUAGGGUGUUUUGUUAUUUUGUUACAUUUUUAUCUGCUGUAUGAAUAUAGUUAGGAUUGCAAGCUCUUUUUUGUGGCCAUAUCGAGGACUUAACAAACAUGGUUGGUAUUGGGGGAAAAAAAUACAUUGCAAGGUGUCCAACUGGGUAUAUUCUAAAAUUAGCAAACGUACUCGGAACUGUCCUUGAUAGAAACUAUAUUGAUGUAUUUUGAAUAUUUUUCUUUUGAUCAGUAAUCAUCAUAUAUUUCAUUAAUUUGAAGAAACUGUUUAUUUGAUUAAUAAAUCAAGUGUCUAGAAAUUAUGAAAAAAUUAACUCAAAAACUUGGGUCACAACCAUGUUUCAUCAUAUGACACAAGCAGUGGUUAGUUCAAGUUACAGUGGACUCAAAUGUAGUUCAUCUCUCGACUCAAAUGUAGUUCAUAUAAGCUACAAUAUCUCUCCAGGAUCAAGCUUAUGUUUAACCUUAUUUGUUUGUAUGUCAUCCUUCUGUGUUCAUACAUUCAAUUUGCAGCAUCAGUCUUUCUAUAUCUAUUUAACCUUAAAUCUUCUGGAAACAAAAGUGAUCAGCCUUUGCCACCAGUAUAGAAUCAGGCUAGUGUGCAUGUCUGUCCAGUCUGGCCAGGCUCCAUUCUGUUGGAAGCUUAAGUUUUGUAUUUUGAUAUUGAAAUAUCUCGAACUUGGAAUGGAUUGUUUCAUAUUCAAACUUAUACAGACCCAUAUUAUUAUUACCAGACUAUAUUUAAGAAAUAUAGGAAAUCGAGGGUUAAAUAUAAUCAUUUUUCAUUUUAGUUCAUUUUCCCAUAGAUGAGCAACAUGCUGUUCUGUUUAUGUUUUCAUUAUUUGUGCAUUUAGGAAGUAAGUUUUGAUACAAGUUAUUGACUUAUUUAUUUACCUUUGAUGCUCAAUGUUUAGGAAGUACUAUAUAUGCAAAUUGUAAUUUAGAAUUUGUAAUAAUUUCCUCUAAGAAGUACAGGCAUACUAUUGAUGUUGUGGAAAUGAAUUUGGCAUCUGUGUAAGAAGUCUCUUGUUUUAUCCAUUCAGUGUGUAAACUUUUUUUCUUUUACUUUUCUUUCAUGAAAACAUGAAAGUACAAUGAUGUAUAAAACUUGCUUUUUUGAUAAAUGAUUUAUGUUUUGUACAAACCUUUUUCUAAAUUUAUGUUAUUCAUGCUUACACUAUGGCUUUUGCUAUUUACAACAGAACACAUUUGUUUUUAUAAUGGGCAUAAAAUUUUGAAUGAACCUAGCAAGGACCUGUUACGUAGCAUAUUUCUCCUUCUAUAAGCUCCCUUUCUUUUAUAAUUCCAUUUCCCCAGUUUUUGUUGUUUUUUUGAAAAGAUCCCUUGUCAACCCCACCUUGUAUUUUAGUAAUUGAAAGGAUGUAGUAACAGAUUGUUAUUAAAUUCAAUAACAGUUGUAUAUAUGGUUUUUGUUUUUCACUCGACAAGUCUAAUCUGAAUAAACCAGAAAUUGAUAAUUGAAGGUUCAAGAAAUGGAAGCCAGACAAGUUCAUUAAAGAAAUUCAGCAUGUAAAGGGUUAAAUAAGAAAAACUGGGUCCCUAAAAAGCACCAUGUUGAUGUUUUGCACAGCCCCAAAAGGUAGAAAUAUAGAAUGUAUUUUUUAAUAAUCAGGGUUUUCUGUGAUGGUUUGGCUGGUCACAAUAUAUUUUAUGCAGUAUAUUUUCCAUAACCCGACUCGUGUGGAUAAGUUGCCUGUUAUUUCUAGAUUGCAGGGCCUUUUUUCCUUCUAUAGCAGGGGCCUUGAAAAGGACGGCUUCCCCAAAGAAAAAUUCUUAAAAUUCAUGCAGUUUUCCCAAAAUAGUGAAUUUACAGCAAGUUUUUUCUUCCCCUUUUGUAAAGAUACUGUAUAAUUUUCCCAAAAAAUUAAGGGCAUGAAGGGUAGGGCGGCUUCCCCAAUCUGUGAAAAAAAGUCCUGGAGUUGUGCGAGCUAUAUAAGCAUGCUACAAUUUUCGCAGGGCCAUAUAAUUAUAACCUGCGAAGAAUCUUUAUCACUAUUAAUAUGGCAUUAUUUGCAUUUACCGUAGUCUGCUUUUUCUUACCUUUAUUAUUUCAUUUUUGUUGUUGUUGUUGAUAUUUUUCUAGUUUUAUAAAGGUUGUGUCAGUACUGAUAAAAGUAUAAAGUGAUAAUUAUGUUACUCUUUAAAUGCUAUUGGAAUCGUCUAUGUCACUGGAUUAAAGUCUGGUUAACUAGCUCAUUAUACACUUGAAUCAUAUUCUUUGUUGUUUAAUUAUAGCCUUUGGAUUCUGAAACCCCCUUUAAAAUAACUAUGGAUAAUCCCAGUCCAAUGCAGGGCAAAUUCAUUUUUCAGAUUUGGUAAAUUGCAGAGAAACUGUUUAUUACUGAAUUACUGAUUAGUUAUCUAUGAAAGCAGGCCAGAGACCAUAGAAAACAUCUAUAUCACUGGAUAGACUAAAUUCCUCUUUGCCGCUGUAAACAGUUACCAUCUAGCUAGAUAUUCCGGUCUGUACCGGCAGCCAGUGUAAGAUUCUUAUUGUAUACCUGAUCAAACCAAGUAUUUUUUGUUUGGCUAGUUAAUUUGUUUCUCUUUAGAGAUCUCCAAAAUUUUGCAAAAUAUUACAUUUAUACAGAUAGGAUAUGCAUUUUAUUCAUUCCAUGUCAUAAUGCAAAGGAAAGAUUGUAUAAAAAAAGUGUGUGUGUUUUUUUUAUUGACAUGUAUUUUUAUGUCUGUAUAUUUUUUUAUUGUAUGAUAUUUUCCAUGAUGUUGUGCUUGUAGCUGUUUCAAACUAUGAUGAUAUAUAUAUAUAGGCUGAUUGUGGAUAAUGAAGAGUUUGAUAGACCUGUGCUGUGCCGUAUAUCUAUAGCUAGACAUGCAAGCUUACCUGCUGCGCUGUAUUUAGCAAUUUGGUGUUGACACCUAAACUUGAAAAUGUACGGUUCUAAAUUCAAAAAGCCUAAGUAAAUUUUAUAAAUUUAACAGGGUAAAGGUUAAAAUACUAAAAAAAAAUUUGAAAAAAUAAAAUUGUAUCCACUAAAUUGAAGUAUUUGAAGCUUCUAACUAUUUUCAAGUUAGAAGCAUGCCUCCAAAUUCAUGCUAAUUUUCAUGAAAAUUUGGUAUUUAAAAGUAAAAUAUUGUGAAUUUGAACAAAGUAAUUGAAACAUUGCAAACGGCACCUACAAUACAUGUAAAUUACAAAAAAGAGGUCAAAAUAUGCAAAAAUAGCCUUUAUUGAAGAAGUUACCAGUUUAUCAGUCAUUAAUGGCGGAUAACUUAAAUUCUUGAAUCUUUCUCAAAUUGGAUUUUCUUGAAAUGUUUAAACUUGUCUGGAGGCAUGAGGCUUUAAGAACAUCUGUGAAAGAUAAGUCAUGGAAGAAUUUUCAUUUGUUUCGUGUUGGGGAAACUAAUCUGCAUGAUUUUGAAAGGUCAAUGACUCUAGGCAUGUGUUUAACUGGACUUCAUGUAUUUGAUGCCCACUUUCAUCACUGUUACUGUAAUGGGUCAUUAGACCCUUAUAGGUCUUAACGAUUGCUGGUGUCGUUAAGUCAAUAUGUUAUGGCAAUAUUGCUGGUGAAAUUAAGUCAAUAAGUUAUGGCAACAAUACUGGUGUUGAGUCUACAUGUUCUGGCAACAAUAUUGGUGUUGUUAAGUCAAUAUGUUAUGGCAAUAUUACUGGUGUUGUAAUGUCAACAUGUUAUGGCAACAAUACUGGUGUUGUUAAGUCAACAUGUUAUGCCAACACAACUGGUGUUGUUAAGUCAACAUGUUAUGGCAACAGUACUGGUGUAGUUAAGUCAACAUGUUAUGGCAACAGUACUGGUGUAGUUAAGUCAACAUGUUAUGGCAACAGUACUGGUGUAGUUAAGUCAACAUGUUAUGGCAACAGUACUGGUGUAGUAAUGUCAACAUGUUACGGCAAGGUUGCUGGUGUCGUCAUGUCAAUAUGUUACAACAACUUCAAGUAACUGUUACAUUGGUCCAUCUGUACCUAAAAUGUAAUUGUAUAACUUUCAUGUAGUAGAUCUACAUUGUUUAUAUCAUUUAACAUUUGAUGUGUAUUAUUAAAGUGCAGGGUUGAAAUUGUACAUGGUUUUUAUGCUGGUGCUGAAAGUUUUGUUUUUUCUUGUUGUUAAAUGUGUUUAUGUAUGAAUAUGUUUUGAUGUACUUUGCUUUAACCCAUAACUUGCUGGAAGUGAAAUUGACUUUGCCACCAGUAUAGAACCAGGCCAACCUGCGAGUAUGUACAGUCUGAUCAGGCUCUAUGCUGUUGGUAGCUCAGUUUUUGAAUUUUAAUAUUUGAAAUCCCUUUAACCAGCCUUCAUCUUUUACUUUUUUGUUAGAAAAACUGUUCUGCAUUGUUUGCAAACUAAGUACAUGUAUAUCAGUAAUUAUAUCUCGGAAAAGUGCAUUAUAUCACUGUUCAGCAUUUUUUCAAAAAAGCAUCCCAAGCAUUAUUUAUAACUUGUCAGUGAUGUUCGUUUCUAAAAAUAGAAGAAUGGGAAACAACAACUAGUCAGAUUUACUUAUUUAAAUAUUGAGAGCGGACCUGUGAAUUAGAGGUAUCAAGGGGUUUCCUUAUUGUUUAUGUAUCUUACUGUCAGCAAAUUUCAUUUUCUACCUGAAGUCUUUUAAUUUGACAAGACUUUAGUAUGUGAAUUGAUUUAUCUAAAAAUAACAUAUUUAACCUUAAGAAAAGCUGAAGGCCGCUUUAAAGUUAGAUGGGCUGCUUCAAAUUCAAUCCAAGAUAAAUCAAUUACACAAAUUCAGCAGGUAAAGGGUUUAAAACACAGACAAUUUUGAUUUAUGCACAGCGUCUGAAAAAAAUGCAAUGUUUUAAAUAUAUUUAAAAUGAUUGCGAGUCAAAGGUCCAGAGUCCAACACAAAUGCUAGCCUAUUAAUGUUUGGCAGUGACCUGUGUUGUACAAACAAUAAGGAAGUUAGGAAAAAUAGCAACAUAUUUUUACCAAAGAGAAUUAACUUGGAUGGAUUUUGUUCAUGUUUUUUCUUCAUUUUGUACAAGUUUUUUUCAUAUGUGUUUCCAUACCUCUCAUUUAAUGUUUGAUAGAAAAAAAAAGAACAGGGUGAAAUCAUUUCUUAUAAUUGUACUUUGUAGCAUUUUAUUGCAUGAAUUGCCAUUUUUCUCAGUUAAUGAAAAAAAAACUAAACACAAAAAAACAAUGUUGUUCGUAAUAAAAAAGGAAAUAUCAUAAAA